AUGAAUAGGAUUCGACUUGGUAUUUUAUUUAUAUUCAGUCUUGCUUCCAUCACUUUGGCCCAGACAUCUCAAUAAUGUAAGGAAUGUGCUGCUGAUCCAUGCGGAUGCUCACUCUUUAAAUGCUCUAAGAAAUAGCAAUUUCCGGUUGAUGCCCAGGAUUUGACCAAAGGAUUUAGUGGAUGCUAAGAAACUAAUGGGAAACUUUAUGAUGGUGAUAUAAUCUAACAAUUAUAAGGUUCUUGCUAUUGCCCAUAUAUGCUUAUUGAUGAAAAUUGUUAACCAAUUGGAUAAAGUGGAAUAAUUCUUGGAUCUGGCUUUGACAUUACUGGUGAUAACUCAGAAAAUCUUAAGAAAUUGGAUGCAAAACUAUUGGAAAAAUUGAGUCCAUAUUUUGUCAAGUAUGAAAACCCCCUUUAAUUCCUAAUGAACAAUCGUUUAGAGCUCUCUUAACAAGAAAUCCAGUCCUUUGAUUAAGUUAAGUUGGAUAAUGAAAUUCAAAAUCUGGAGAAAUAUUAUAAUGCUAACUUAUUCAAUAACAACAAACUUGGUAAACUAAGCAAAGACAAGCCUAAAUUCGCACAAUUGACUAGAGGAGUGAGAACUGUGAUCUUCUCGUAAAAUAGAUAAUACGGAAAACCCGACAACGUAAACUUUAACGAGAUGUGGAAUUUGGCACUUAGAACUGACUUUCAAAAUAUGCUUGAUUCAUUGAACAAGGAAGGUCAAUAAAAGGUUAGAAGUCUACAGGAAUAUCAAAUUUUAAAAUAUUGCAUGGAGAAAUGUUCUCAAUCUAAAAAAGUCAACAUUUUAUUUGUAAUGGAUGGAUCUGGAAGUAUUAAUGAAUAAAACUUCAAAAUCUAAACUGACUUUGUUCGGAUAUUAGUUCAAGAUACUAAGUUGGGAGAUGAUUCAUACUAAAUUGGAUUGCUGGCAUUCGCAACUAAAAAUGAUCUUCUUAGUGAUUUUAGCUCAGAUCAAGCAGCUUUAAUAAAAGCAUUAAAUGAAUUCGAGUAUCCAGAUGGAGAUACUUUUACUAACACAGCACUUAUUGAGGCAAAGAGAUUAUUCUAAGUGCAGUCUGCCAAACGACCAGACUCAAUGAACUUAAUGUUUAUUAUUACAGAUGGAGAACCUACUAAAGGUGAUGAAGUGGUAGACUCAACCAUUUAAGCCCUCAAUGAUCUGAAGGUUUAAAGAUAUGCAAUAGGGAUAACAAAAUAUAUCAAAUACAAUACAUUAAUGUAUCUCUCUGGAGAUAACAAGCAGGAUAGUUCGAGAGUGUAUUAUGUCACAGAUUUUAGCAAGCUAUAAUACAUAAUAAACUCAAUCAACGUUGCUGCUUGCUCUACACCUUAGGAAAUAAAACCUUCCCAACAACAAUUUGAGACAACUCUAGAUGGAUAAGGAUCUCAAUACCUAAAAUUGCAGCAAAAAUACGUAUCCUUAAACAUUGAUGUAUAAGAUUCUGCCAAACUUCAAUCUCUUUUCUCAUAAAAUUCUUUGAUACUCUUAGCUAAUGAAGAUUAAAAUGUCAAUAUCCUUGAUGAUGUAGUGGUUUAUUAUUCAUACACCUAUGAUUUGCCAAAUUAAUAUAUUAAUGAUGGUUCUGGAUAGCAAAAAGAUGGAAAGAUCUAACUAAUUAUCAACAAUAGCAAGACUAGUAUAAGUAAUAUUUUCACAAUUUACAAAAUUAUUAAUAGCAUAUGUAUCAUUGAUGAAAAAGAAUACUGGAAAGAUAAAUCUCUCUGUUAAGCAAGAGAGUUUGUAAGUAGAGCAAUGUGA
Messenger RNA from Stylonychia lemnae, 1782 nucleotides. Lineage: Eukaryota; Ciliophora; Spirotrichea; Sporadotrichida; Oxytrichidae. The record is from the annotation of a GenBank genome assembly.